Messenger RNA from Symbiodinium natans, 960 nucleotides. NCBI's taxonomy places the organism in Eukaryota, Dinophyceae, Suessiales, Symbiodiniaceae. The record is from the annotation of a GenBank genome assembly.
AUGACUGCACCAGUCACGUAUGCAGCCCCUGCGCCUGGUACCACCGGGUCAAGCACUGCCAGCCCUUAUGCUGCUCCAGUGUCCUACGGAGCUCCAGCCCCGGUCACCUAUGCGGCUCCGGCGCCUGGCGGAGCUCCUGCCACCACCGGCCCGGUGACCUACGGAGCUCCUGCGCCUGCCACCUACGGCGCUCCGGCCCCGGUGACUUAUGCGGCUCCGGCGCCUGGCCCUGUUACCUACGGAGCUCCAGUGCCUGCCUACACAGCUCCGGCCGCCACAACCAGCCCUGUGACCUACACGGCUCCUGCAGCCACAACUAGCCCGGUGACCUACACAGCUCCAGCCGCCACUACAAGCCCGACAGUUCCGGCCACCACUACAAGCCCCACCGCUGUGGCACCAGGCUCAUCUCAAGCAAUGGCCCCUAUGUCAUCCUCGGCUGCAGUGGCGGCGCCGAUCCAGAGCAUGCCAGCGACGACCACCCCGGUCACCACCUACACAGCUCCAGCCGCCACUACCAGCCCGGUUACCUACACAGUGCCGGCUGCCACCACGGCGCCUGCCACUACCGGCCCGGUCACCUAUGGAGCGCCGGUUCCUGCCACGACUGGCCCAGUGACUUAUGGAGCUCCGGUUCCCGCCACCGGCACCAGCCCUUACGGAGCUCCGGUCAGCUACGGUGCUCCGGCACCGAGCACCACCAGCCCUUAUGGAGCCCCGGUCUCCUACGGAGCUCCGGUGCCUGCCACGAGCCCGGUCGUCACCUACGCAGCCCCAGCGCCUGCCCCUGCCGGCCCGGUCACCUACGCGGCUCCGGCGCCUGCCACGAGCCCGGUUGUCCCAUACGCAGCCCCGGCGCCUGCCACCUACGGGGCUCCGGCGCGGCCCUCAGAUGAGUCAUCGAGAUUUCGAGGGAAUCAUGGCAGUGCAGAGCAAGAGGCCCGAAGCCCGAAACCCUAA